Drosophila miranda is the source of this 458-nucleotide messenger RNA. RefSeq lists its product as uncharacterized. The transcript is spliced from 2 exons. The record is from RefSeq and is a predicted model, not a curated record. Gene Ontology annotation, molecular function: protein binding. Gene Ontology annotation, cellular component: membrane. Lineage: Eukaryota; Metazoa; Arthropoda; Insecta; Diptera; Drosophilidae. Bases 128 to 445 code for a protein of 105 amino acids.
CACACUGGUUGGCUCGAACGUUCGUAAAAAAAACUGUUGAAAAUAAACUGUUAAUAAAAAAGUUCUCUAUCAAUUAACAAGCUUUAACUAAUUGUUCGGCUAUAAGUGCGAAUUCACCGUGCUCAAUAUGUAUUUUUUGGCAUUGCUUGCGUUCAUUGGAAAUGCCAAAGAUGGUAACGCGGUGAGCUCUAGCCUCAUACCCGGCGGACACUGCCGGGACUACAAUGGCAAGCUGUACGAGACGGGAAUGCACUAUAUGCCCGGGCCGGACUCCUGCCGGCUGUGCAUCUGCGACAGCGGUCUGCCCAAGGCUUGCAAGAUGGUGCUGUGCGAGGCGUUCAGCAAGUGCAAGUCCUUCCAGACGGUGGGCAGCGGGAACAACUGCUGUGAGGUGAUCUGCCUGGAUGAUCAGUUCAGCGAUGGGAGCACGGACUUUGGCAUUUGACUGGUGGCCAGUG